Molecule: messenger RNA, 5354 nt
Organism: Xiphophorus couchianus (Monterrey platyfish)
Lineage: Eukaryota; Metazoa; Chordata; Actinopteri; Cyprinodontiformes; Poeciliidae
Gene: mvk
Product: mevalonate kinase
Exons: 10
Coding region: 271-1461 (396 amino acids)
Biological process (GO): isoprenoid biosynthetic process; isopentenyl diphosphate biosynthetic process, mevalonate pathway; cholesterol biosynthetic process
Cellular component (GO): cytoplasm; cytosol
Molecular function (GO): ATP binding; mevalonate kinase activity
Source: RefSeq, a predicted model, not a curated record
UUCAUGUAGCUAUGUGUAAACUGUGUUUUUAGCUGCAUUGAUAACUCAGUGUUCAGAGCUUUAGACUGGUGCCUCGUCGCAAUUUUGCAUUGUUAAAUUCUUCAAACUUUAUUCAUUAUUCAUGAAAUUAAACCACAUAUUCGUAGGUUUAAACUUUUGCCUUGUUUGUGCUACCUCAGCGGAUUAACGUCAGCUAAGCCUGUCUGUGGUAACACUGUAAGUGAAAAGUUGAACUUGAGAAGAUUUCAGGCUGUGGAAGCUGCCAGAAAGAUGGAGGUGAGAGACUGUCUGAUUUCUGCUCCUGGAAAGGCGAUCCUCCACGGGGAACAUGCUGUCGUUCAUGGAAAGGUGGCUCUUGCUGUAAGUUUAAACCUGAGAACAUAUUUGAAGUUGAAAGCGAGGUCUGAUGGCAAAGUUUGUAUUAACCUACCUAAUAUAGACACAUUUGUCUGCUGGGAGCUGUCCGAACUGAAACAGCUGACAUCAUCAAGUGAUAAAAAAGAAGAGAUCCAACGUCUGGAUGCUGAACUGGUGAAGAGACUGCGUAAAUUUAUUGGUGUGACCAAUGAAAACUUAGACAGUAGUGCUUCAGCAAUUUUGGCCUUCCUUUACAUCUACCUGUCACUUUUUGGAUCAGGAGAUAUGCCCAGUCUGACGAUGUCUGUGUGGUCAGAGCUGCCGACCGGAGCAGGACUGGGCUCAAGUGCUGCUUAUUCCGUGUGUUUAGCUGCAGCUUUCCUCUGUGCAACCGGAAACAUUCCCACUCCCCUCAAAGAGUGGGAGCAGACUGGCAGAUGGUGUCAGGAGGAUCUGGAGCUCAUCAACAGUUGGGCUUUCCAAGGAGAGAAGAUCAUCCAUGGAAAUCCCUCAGGAGUAGACAAUGCUGUAGGAACAUGGGGUGGUAUGCUGAGGUUUUUAGCUGGAAAGAUAAUACCACUGAGCAGGGUGCCGUUGUUGAGAAUCCUCCUCACUAACACCAAAGUACCACGGAGCACCAAGGUACUUGUUGCCAGGGUGAAGGACAAAAUUAACAAGUUUCCUUCCGUCAUGAUCCCUGUGCUGGAUUCAGUCGACGCCAUUUCCUGCACCUGUGAGAAAGUCCUAACAGAGAUGACUUGUGAGCCCAUCACAGGAGACCACUAUAACAUCUUAGAGGAGCUAAUUGACAUCAACCAACAUCAUCUGAAUGUGAUUGGUGUAGGACAUCCUUCUUUAGACAUGUUGUGCCAGGUUACAGCGGCUAGAGGGCUUCACAGCAAGCUUACAGGAGCAGGUGGAGGAGGCUGUGGCAUCACACUCCUGAGACCAGAAACUGAUUCAACGACUGUUCAGGGGACGAUGAAGGACCUGAGGGACUGUGGCUAUGACUGCUGGGAAACAAGUAUUGGUGGACCAGGUGUGCAGCAGCACUUCCCUUCCUCUGUUAAAGAGGAAAUUAUGGAGGUUUUAAACAGGUACUGAGGCCUACUGGUGGCGAAACAAAAAGACUGAAUCCUACACUGUAGGACUUUUUGUUGAUGUCUCAAAACCUUUGAUAUACUUAACUAAUAAUGGGAACUGAGAGAAUGAAAGCAAAAGGAAAAAAAAUGUUUCCAAUUGAUUUUCCUGACUGAACUUUUUUUUUGUGUGUAUUUGACUAAUCAACUGGGCCUUUUUGCACAUUGGAGCAAAAUUAUAUGCAAUGAUGUAUCUGUACACUAGAUGGCAGCAGAGUGGCACAUAUUGUGUUAAUGAAUCAGGAUAAAAGUAAUACUUUAAUGGAUUAGUUUAAUAACAUUAAAUCCUCAAUUCUAUAUUUUUUACAGGGUUAAAAUCUGCUUUAGUGAAUGUAAUAAAGCUGUGUGUGAUUUUUUUUUUUCCAGGAGACAUCACUUACAAAAAAAAAAGUUUGCAAAUCCAAAUGAAGGAUUUGUUCUGGAAAUUGAUACAUGCCAGAUUGAAUAUUAAAAAAAAAAAAAUGAUGUCUAAAGUGAAAAUCUUCAGCCUCUAAAUCAUUUUGCGGUUUUAUUUAUCAAGUUAAAGACUAACAGGUUGUGUUGUUUUGCUAAUGAAGGUUGCAGAAAGGAGGACAGCAGGCGUGUGCGGCCUCUCUGGAGGAUCUGGAUUAGCAUCACUGUACUGUGAAUAAACAACAAACAGCGUCCCUCCGAGUUACACAGACACACAACAGCUUUUCCAAAUUCUCCGCCACUUUAUUGCUCAUCCUUUUAAGCAUUGCAAAAUAUGCUGCAAAUAGAGCAGAUGCAGCUGACGGAUCUGUCUGCCAUACUCCCCGAUUUGGGGAAAAGGUCACUGUGGGAGUGAAUAUCCAUUUCAUUUUUUUGUUCUUUCAAAUGUCAUGAAGAUUGAGAAGUCCAAAUCUGGCUGUGUACGUGAAUAAACGACAUUCGUCACCCCACCCGCAACCCCCCACCCCAAACCCUCUCACACUCACCCACCCUUUCUCUGUCUGCCCUCUCUGUCCUCUUGAAUUGUGUCAUCUUUAUGUCAGGGCAGCCCCCCUGUCAGCGUGCUGCACAGUUGCUCCUAACCCCUGCUGGAAUUUAAUUACCACUGCGCUUCUCAAUUUAAAUGGCAUUGAGGAGGGCGGGAAGGCAAGAAUAGCUGAGGGAUGGGGCGGAGGGGCUGGACAAGUGGGAGACACAACGAAGCCAGUUUUAUUUGAAGCCCCUCUUUUUAUUUUCUGUCUCAUUUUCUUUCAGACCUUUUUGCCCGAGUGAGGCACAGAUGGUACUUUUUUUAUAUAUCAGUGUCAGUGCUGGCUUCUUUCUGCUCUGAUGAAUAGAAUCUAAGGAGGGUCUGGGAUUAUUUCAGAUAACCAUGGGGGUGAGGAAAAGGGGUCAAGGAUAAAGAGGAAGAAUGUCAGAUUUCCAGAGAUACAGUAGGAACUGUGAGCUGCCCUUGCAGUGGGGCAGAGGAGAGGGGGGGUGGUAUGUAAAAAUCAUUUAACAUUUUAGGUGUUUGAGGGAGUUUUGUCUGUAUAAAUCUGUGCGAGUGAAACGGCAAUGAAUAAUUCAUUUUGUCCAAGCAGGAGGAAUGAAAUGCUAAAUGUGAAUUUGCUGAGUGGUCUUGCUCACUGUGGCACAUUCCCUCUGGUCCCGUGUCAACUGGUGAGAGACUUGUCAGGAACCAUUAAGACUGAAUGCAGAAUUAGACCUGACUGACAAGAUAUCAUGAAGCUGAUGUCCAGUGGUUUUGCUAAUGGGGAUUUUAGUGUGCAGCUCCAUUCACAUCCAUAGAUCAGCAUUUGUCUCUGUUAUUAUGGAAAGUGCCUGUUUUGUGUGUUUUUAUGUCGUGUGUGUGUGUCAGAGAGUGAUGAGGAAAUGGCCUCGGUAGGGGAUAUUUAGGCAACCAUUCCCCGUCAGCGUUUGUAGGAACACGGUGACAGAGGCACAGUCAACAUCACAAGCUCCUCUCUGUCAUCAUGAGGUGGAUGAUCCUCCUGGGGCUGUUUGCCCUUUUCCUAAGAAGGAGGUUGGUGGUCCACGUCGGAGGCAGGGGUCCGAAUAAGACAGCAGGAUGUGAGGAUGCUGUCAGAAACUAUUUUUACAGGGUUCCUAUGCAGUUUAGAGAAAUCUGGGAUUUCAUUGAAGCAUUCUGUAGGUGUGGAUAAUAAUAAAUAUGUAUGGUUGUGUUUUAUAGUUUUAAUUUUCUGUUACAUUGUCUAAAUGUUGCAUCAAUAAGUUAAUCUAUGCACCAUUUGCCCACGCAUCCAUCUGUCCAGUGGUUUUUGCAGGUAAAGCGUGACCACUUCAUAAAUAUGUGCAAUAAAUUUGUUGCCAUCUGAGAGGUCUUUGCUAAAAAUAAUAUUCUUAAAUCUGUCCAAAAAGUCACUGAGAACUCUUAGUGGAGUUGAGUAAAUGUCACCUCCAAUUUUUCACAUCAUAUCAAAGUUUUUAUUUUUAUUUUUCUGUCCAUCUGUCUCAAAGCCAGUGCAAGGAGCAAGAGGUGGGAAAAGAUUUUAAGUUCUAAAAAGUGGUAAAAAUAUUUUCACGUCAAUUUCUCGAGUACGGUUAGAAUUUCCAAUCUAAACAUGUAUGUUUUCCCACUAUGGAAGUCAUUUGCACUUUCAUAAAACAGUGCCCAAAAAUGCACCCGAGAUUCAAACCAAGAGUAUCUUUUGAUAAAACGAAUUGUCACUAAACUCCUCAAACAAAGCAAUCUCUAGCAUUUUGAUAUGAACUGUCCCUUUUGCAAAGGUAAAUUUAAAAUAUUAAAAUAUAUAAUAUAAAAGAAAAAAACUUUUAAACAUCCUUCUGUUCAGUUUUUGAUUAGAGGUUUUGGGAUUACAAAAUUCACCCCUUUUUUAAAAAAACACACAAGUAUUGUACUCCCUGGCUUAGAUAUUAUAUAAACUUCUGCUGACCUAACUCAAAGUAAAUAUUUGAGAUUGUUGCAGUGAAUGUUUAAAAAUGCAGCUCAUUUUACACUUUGAAGUUGUAUAAUGUUAAUUUUUGUAGCUAUCAUCUCUGUUAUAAUCUUCAGACUAAACAAGUAUGUGCUGAACUGAACCAAACCCUUUUAUAUGAAUGGAUGAGAUGAAGUUUGUCCCCACAGACAACAGAUCUCAACUUCACAUCUAGUCAAACAGUUUUGGCUCCAAUGUCUUCGCUGGAUUUUUAUGUCAUUUAAUCAUUUCCUGCUAGAUUUCUUUUAAGCUGCAGCCAAAAUUUUAUAGCAUAUCAGUUGAUCAGAUAACAAAGAUAUCAAAGUUUUGAUUUGAAAACUUCAUUUAAUCUUUUCCAUCCUUGUCAUGUCUCAACUUUAUCUUGCAAGACUCUGUGGGUCGACAGCGCCCCUGCUCUCCUGGGCCGGGAGCCUGUUUCAGCAGUCCUAAACGUAGCCAAAACAUUUAAAGUGAGGUUUCAACCUGGAGGAUCUGUUAUGUCUAGAGCCGGGUUUCUGUUAUCCUUCAGAAACAGACAGAGCUGCACAAUUGUAAAUAUCUGAAAACACACGACACCUCCUCUCUAUGUCCCUGUUUCCAUUAUGGAAUUGUAUCAUGUCUGAGUAUUGAUCCUGGAAUUGAUCCCACGGAGUUGAGGGCUUGUGCAACACACUCCGUCAUCUCUCCAGCACCAGCAGUAGUAUGUUUUUUAAUUGCAGUCUAAGGCGCUCGGUUUUCAUGUUACCUUUGAAAAGCCUCAUUGAUUUUUAUACCACCCUUCAUCCUCUCUGUGCUCCGUUUUAAGAGCAAAUCCCUUGUGUCAGACUUUCCCCGAAUGUAAAAGCACGAGAUCUGCCAGUGCCUUUCACAAGGCUUCCAGGUGCUAUUCAGACACAUUAACACUCAAGUUUAAAAGUCAGAUGUGUGGAUUUUUUUUUCUGUUCAAAUAAAACAAAGAGGAAAAAAG